Lates calcarifer (barramundi perch) is the source of this 2398-nucleotide messenger RNA. RefSeq lists its product as uncharacterized. The record is from RefSeq and is a predicted model, not a curated record. Lineage: Eukaryota; Metazoa; Chordata; Actinopteri; Centropomidae. Gene Ontology annotation, biological process: positive regulation of transcription by RNA polymerase II. Gene Ontology annotation, cellular component: mediator complex. Gene Ontology annotation, molecular function: transcription coregulator activity; DNA binding.
AUGGUGGUGGUGGUUGACAAAAUGUCGAGACCACGGUCACGAUCUCCACGCUACAGGAGGUUCCCAUGGGAGGAACCAGACUUUGAUCCUUAUAAAGUCAUUGCAGAACUGGAUGGGAAUCCGCCGGACAGGAGUCGCCACCUCAGGGAGGAUCCUGAAGAACACUGGGACUACUUCAGGGAAGACGUGUACCCAGAAGGCCGGAGAAGAUCCCCCCCUUUCCCAGAUGACCGUCAGUUUGGGCAUCAGCGUCACCCAGACGAAGAGGAGUUUUACCGCAGGAGGCCGUCACCUCAUUAUGAGGCGGGGGGCUAUGAUGACCGGAGGCUCUCCCCACCGCCAAACGAAGGAGGAGAGGGAGACAGGCGCAGAGGAGGGUUUAGAGAACACUUCCAGAGCUUUGAAAACAAAGGGAGGUUGCCUCACUCCCCCAUGAGGUUGGCGAGGGAAAGAUUGCACACAGACCACCAACAAGAGAAGCCCGGGAUGGGCUGGAGGAGAGAGGAGCAGGGCAGAGGGCGAGGGAGGUUCAGAGGCGUCAGUCCCGGUGGGAGGAUAGACGACCAAAGAGUGGGAGCAGGUAGGGAAAGAGGAAGGAGGAGCGCACAGGGUCCCAACAGAGGCAGACGGAGGGAGGAUCAAGAGAGGAACCCCCACUUUAAAAGGCAAAGAAGAGAAAUGGAUGACACCGAUCACCUUGGGUACAGGAAUGAGGAGGACUUUGAGGAACAGCGUUACUCAGUUGACUCACCCAGAGAUGGGUUCGGAGGAGACAAUCAGGGGAGCCUCCCCCACGGAGACGCUCGGCGCUUGAGACCACUCAUCAUUGAACACGAUCACGGUAUCGCAGAGAGCAGAGAGCUGCCACAGUGGGAACAGUUUGGCGAUCACAGAGAUAUUGACCCUGACUUUGAUCGGCAGAGGAGUCCCCGUCCGCUGGGCUCCUCGCAGGAGCGUUUCAGGACGUCAGACAGCAGGUUGGAUGAUCGGGAGGACGUGAGAGGACGCCAUUUUAAAGAUAACUGGAGAGACUCCAGCUUUCUUGAAACAAGGAGGAGCCCUAUGCCGCACGAUAGACCAAAUCCAAUGAGAUAUGGUAAUCGAGAUGGUCCUGUGAACCACAAGGGGAGGGGCGGUCCUCGCCCUGGGAGAGGGAGGUUGAAUCAUGGACAGGGUGGAAGGACCGGACCGCCCAGGAAUCCAGCACACUUACAGAAGCCCUCCCAGGAAUACCAAGAUCUUCCUCAUGAAGAACAAAGACCGGGUUACCGACCAUUCAGGGACGAUUGUUAUGAGGAUCCCAUCGAAGGGGAGUCUAACUGGGCAGGAGAGGACAGACUUCAACAGUGGGAACACGACAGGUCCAGAAGUCUGGACCGACACCUACCCAGGGGCGACUUGGACCCUAAAAUGCCACGUUCGAGGGAGCGCGGAUGGAACGAUCUGAAAAGCAAUAACAUGAGCGCUGCAAAGGAGGAAACGUUAACCAUCAAAGUAGACAUGAGCCGACCCGUUAACCAAAACAGCCCGUUGUGUUACUCCUCAGACAGGCAGCUCUCUUUAGACCUGGUCAACGUGGGUCGUCAGCGUCUGGACUUCCUGCCCAUGCUGGAGCACUCGGGGACGUACCGGGAGACGGCAGUGCACACUGGGACUUUUGCCCAGGAGAUCAUCACACUGGUGCACCACGUCAAAGAGCAGUACUUCAGAGACGAUGGGGUCACCCUGAAUGAGCGUUUCUCAGCUCCACAGAAAGGCGGCUUCUCUGAAGAGGAGACAGAGGAGCUGACGUUGGACGAGAGGUUCAGUUCAAACCGAGGCUUCAGCUUAAAUUUGAACUCGCUGCUUGAUGACGACGAGCCUCUGUUCUCCAGACUGGGACCCCUGCAGGGUUUGAGCCAGCAGCCGGUGCGAGGCCCAGGAGACCUGAGGCACGACCUGGAGAGGAGGCGGCAGGAGAGACUGGAGGGGGUGAAGGUCACAAUACCAGGGAGCAGUAUGACACAGCGCCCCCUUGGACCAAUCAGCGAGUCGGGGUUAGAGUACAGCGACAAGGACGAGAUGGCUCAGAUGGAGGACGAAGGAUUCUCGUCUUGGCCAGAGGAGCAGAGCAGGAGACGGGACGGCGGCAUGGUGCCGAGGAGAGGAGCUCCGUACAGACCGAACACAGGCUCCCAGCGCAGGAACAAUCGGUUCGGUAACCGGGGUGGACCAAUGAGGCGACAGAACCACCGCAACAACCCUGCAGGUCCUAACUGGUGAUUGGACAAUGGGAAGGUAUUUCAUUUGGAUGUUGCUGAAAAAAAACAAAAAACAGCCAAUUAAAGGAAACAUUUCGUCCUUUGUCUUGGGCCGAAUUGUGCCCGUGUUGAUUCUGAUCAACAGCACAAUGUAGACA